AUGACAACCGCACAGCUUCAUCUCAGGCACAUCACACGGCGCGCGCUGAUCCUCUUCGGCUCGCUGGCGGUGCUCGGGGCCUGCGCUCCCAAGCCGGAGCCGUUCCCCCCGCUCGCCUCGCCGUACGACGUCCCGAACCAGGUCGUGAUCGCCGUCGCGCCGCUCAUCAACGAGUCCGGCACGACGAUCUUCGACGAGCUGGAAUUCGCGGACAUCAUCGCCAACACGAUCCAGGGGAUCGACGGCGUCGGGUCCAUCCCGGUGAACCGGACGAUCGCCGCGAUGCGGUCGAUGAACCUCGGGUUCGUCCUCGAGCCCGACGACGCGAUCGUCCUCGCGAAGCGCCUCGGCGCCGACGGGAUCAUCGUCGGUUCGGUCACCGCGUGGAACCCCUACGACCCGCCGCAGAUCGGGCUGAGCGUCGCGCUCUUCCCGGCGAGCGACGCGCUGCACGGGUUCGUCCCGCGCCAGCUCGACCCCCGGGAACUCACCGCGGCGUCGACGGACUACGGCCUGCCCGACACGUGGGUGACGGGGCGGCCGGUCGUCGUGCUCAGCGAGUACUACGACGGGAACGACCCGGGCGUGCGUGCCUCGAUCGCGCGGUACGCCGCCGACCGGAACGAGCCGCCCCACGCGCUGGGCGCGAGGCGGUACCUGGCGAGCAUGAAGCUGUACGAGAAGUUCGUGUCGCACGAGCUGGUGAGCAAGAUGCUGGAUCUCGAAUCCGCACGGCUCACGAGUCUCGGGGCACGGGAAGAGAUCACGGAGCAACCCGAGACCCGCGACGGGGACGAUCCGCGCAUCGAGUGCGACGUCGUCCGCGGACGCGAGACGUGGCGAUUCGCCGGCCCGCGAUCCGAAGCGGGCGGCAUGAUCAGCGCCGCGUUCGACCUCGCCGACGCGGGCGAGAUCGACCGGUUCGACGUGUCGUGGCUCGCCGUCCUCAUCGAGCGCGCCCUCGCGGGCGGGACUGAAAUGAGCACCCUCCCCAUCGUCACCAUGUUCCUGGAUUACCUCACCGACGAGCGGCACUUCAGCCCCUACACGGCGCGCUGCUACGGCGCGGACCUGAGGCAGUACACCGAAUUCCUCACCGACGAGCUGGGCCAGCCCGUUCAGAUGAACAACGAGCAGGCCGUCCUCGACGCGCACACCGACCCGAGCCGCAGCGGCAUGCCGGGCCAGGACGUGCUCGGCAAAAUCGGGCCCAAGACGGUGACCGAGUCGAUGGUGAAGGCCGACGCGGAUUCCAUCCGCGGGUUCCUCGGCUUCCUCGCCGACCAGAACUACUCCCCCGCCACCACCGCGCGGAAGAUCGCGACGCUCCGCUCCUUCUACAAGUGGGCGUUGAAGCACAGCAUCAUCGAGUCCAACCCGAUGGUCGUGAUCCGCACGCCGCGUCAGGGCAAGCGCCUGCCCAAGGCGAUCACCGUCGAGCAGGUCGAGCGCCUGCUCAGCGCCCCGGACGACCGCGACACCCUCGGCGCCCGCGACCGCGCGAUGCUCGAGACGCUCUACUCGACCGGCAUCCGCGUGAGCGAGCUCGUCGACCUCGAUCUCGAAGACCUCGACGACAACUCCGAGGCCCUCCGCGUGCGUGGCAAGGGCAAGAAGGAGCGCCUCGUCCCGCUCGGGAGCCACGCGCUCAACGCCAUCCGCCACUACCGCGACGUGCUCUUCAACGACGCCCGCUACGCCCCGUGCUGGGGCGAGGACCGCAACGAGCGCCCCCUCUUCAUCAACAAGCACGGCGGCCGCCUGAGCUCGCGCUCCGUCCGCCGCAAGCUGGACAAGUACCUCCGCGAGGUCGGGCUCGACCCGUCCAUCAGCCCGCACACCCUGCGUCACUCCUUCGCGACGCACCUGCUCGACAACGGCGCGGACCUCCGCUCCGUCCAGGAGCUCCUGGGCCACCAGUCGCUCUCCACGACGCAGGCGUACACGCACCUCACCACCCAGCGGAUGCGGGCCGCGUACGACGACGCCCACCCCCGGGCCGAGGCCGGCUGA
Molecule: messenger RNA, 2013 nt
Organism: Symbiodinium necroappetens
Lineage: Eukaryota; Dinophyceae; Suessiales; Symbiodiniaceae
Source: the annotation of a GenBank genome assembly